AUGGGCAUUUUAUAUCAUCACCUCAAAGCUUUCGUCCUCGAGCAAACCGCGACUGUGACAUGGGGUACCAUUUCCAUUGCCUGCGUGUUGGUUGCUUUUCAGCUCCAUACAUACCGGAAACAUCAAAAGUUCGUCGAAAACUACGGCGCUGAGCCGACAUACAGGCCUCUGCUGGAUCCUUUAAGCGCCCCAAGCAUGGUUUUCGGGCCUGGGCUCGACUUUUUCUGGGAAAAAAGAUCCACAUUGUUCCAAAACGCUGGUAAAACGGUCAUUACCCUCGAACCAAAGGUAUGGGGGAGUCCGAUCAUGUGCACAAACUCUCUGGCCGUGGUACGGCAAAUCACUGGACCCUCAUGGCGCAAACCUGAUUGGGUUGUGGAGUCCGUUAGUUUCUGGGGUCAUAACCUUUUGAGUUCUCAGCUCGAUGAGGGAUGGCGUAAACAUCGUCGUAUUUUGCAACCCGCCUUUAACAACAAACUGUACGAAGAUGUCUGGAACGAAUCCACACGUCUCUGCCACGGGAUGCUCGGUGUUGAACAUUUUCCGACGUCUCCUGGAGGGGCUGUUUCAGUGUCAAACCUUUAUAAGCUCACUGCUCGCUUCACUCUUUGUGUGAUUCUAGCAUGUGGGUUCGGGUACCCUCUGGCAUGGGAUGAAAAACUACGGACACCGGACGAAGAUAUCACUAUCGAUGAGGGAAUCGCAUUUAAUAGCGAGAACCUCAUCCUUGUUACGUAUGCACCUCGAUGGCUCUUCAAGCUUCCCAUCAAAAAACUGCAGUACAUCGACCGUGUCACCAACGCUAUGCGAACCUGGUUCAGAGAAUCAUCGGCCUUAAAGAAACAAGAAGUUGCGGUAGCAAUCAAAGAAGGGGAAGAAGAUCUUGAAACUGAACUUGUCAAGCGGGAUAUCUUCACACGCCUGGCACUCGCGAGUCAAAUGCAAGGGAAGUAUCAUCUUAAUGACGACGAGCUAAACGUCUGGGUGCAAAUGUUUGCCGGUCACGAGACAUCCGCGUCGGCACUUGCAUCAUGCUUGUGCUUCCUAGCCAUGCAUAAAGGCGAACAAGACAUCGUUUAUGAGGAGAUACAGACGGUGCUCAAGACUACUACAGACGGGAGAUUCUCAUUUGAGCAUUACGAUCAGUUGGUUAAGACUCGAAGUGCAUUCGUGGAGGCUUUACGACUCGUUCCUCCUGCAAACUUAAUCAUCCGAGAGUCAAAAGACGAUUGUAUACUCCAAGCGUCGCGGAGAGGUCCCGAUGGAUCCAUGGAGCAGCACAGCGUUCUUGUUCCCAAAGGUGCAAUAAUGGUUGUUGAUUUUAUUGGGAUGCAUUAUGAUCCAGAGACAUUCCCGAACCCAACAGAAUUUCAACCAUCUCGAGAUUUGCCCUCGUCGAGAGCGUGGCGUUUCUUUGCAGCGUACUGA
Messenger RNA from Serendipita indica DSM 11827, 1428 nucleotides. NCBI's taxonomy places the organism in Eukaryota, Fungi, Basidiomycota, Agaricomycetes, Sebacinales, Serendipitaceae. The record is from the annotation of a GenBank genome assembly.